Messenger RNA from Engraulis encrasicolus (European anchovy), 3436 nucleotides. Its product is annotated as interaptin-like. The record is from RefSeq and is a predicted model, not a curated record. Gene Ontology annotation, molecular function: DNA binding. NCBI's taxonomy places the organism in Eukaryota, Metazoa, Chordata, Actinopteri, Clupeiformes, Engraulidae. The coding region runs from base 342 to 2816 and encodes 824 amino acids. The transcript is spliced from 9 exons.
AGAAGCCUCUCCAGGAAAACACUGAAAACAAAAUCGUAGCGUUGCGAAAACUUGCUUAAACUGACCGGUUUAUUUUUACUCCUUUAUUCCCUUUGACAAACCGGAUAAACGCCGAAAGGUUUCAGUGAAUGGCGUUCAUUACAGCUUCUUAAAGAGUCUUAACUGUCUCACUAGACUCGGCAUGCGAGAGAAAUGAAAUGGGAAAAAUAACGGCAGUCCUUUUUGUAGUACAUGGGUACCAUCGACCGAAGGCCUAUAGAAGUGACAUUUAAAAUUCCUAGGUAUCUACGGUUUAUUGUUUUGUUGAGACUGAACAAGUCCAUUCUGUGUGUCCUGGACCGAUGUCUCAGAAAUCCCAAAGCAGCGCCACCACAAUGGAGUGUGAGAUCAAAGCCAUUUCCAUCCAUGUUGAUGCAAGUCACAAACAAGUCUACAGUGACAUCAAAAAGGCCAGUGUAUUCCUCACGGAGAUGUUGCAGAGUGAGAUCCAGAGAACCACGGAUCUGUUCAAGUUAAUCCGCCAUUUGGAGGAGAGGGCGGCUGAAUGUGAACAGAGCCGGUCAGAAUCAAACCGGCAGCUGAAACUCCAGGUGGAUGAACUACAGAAACAACUGAGGGACAGAGACAUCUCCCUAACACAAGCCAAACAGAACAACGCUAUGAUGAGGAAUGAACUGAACUACCUGCAAAAUGAGCUGCGGGAUAUAAAGCGUGGCAUCAGUAGCAACGCGAGUACUCACAGUAGAAUUCAGGAAGUGACUGAGAAGUUGCUGAAACUGGAGAGCCAGUCCAACGUGGUGUCGGAACCCACACACCAGCACAAGCAGCUGGCCAAGGGCAGUCAGAGAGUGGUUCAGGAAGUGACUGAGAGGCGGCAGGAAGUGGAGAGCCAGGCCGAUGUUACAAACCCACAUACUUUUGGUAUUGAUGUGAAAGAAGAGGAAGGUCUUCGGCAGAACGUAUUCACUGAAAUUAAAGUGGAAGAUUAUGUUGCUCCUGAAGAAAAGGUGGCUACUGAUGGACUUCAUUUUACUCAAUCAGAUAAAACUGUCACGCUCACAGAAGAGACCAUCUGCUCAUCUAAAGAAAUCAAAGCUGAACUUCUCGAGGAAGCUGUCACACAUGGGACUCCCUGCAACGAUGGGGCUGAUGAAGUAACCAAUUUGGAAAUCCCUCUGGCCAUCGAGACAGCACAGCCUCCUGCAAAGAGAGCUCGAGCAGAAGAGACAGGUGCCAUGGUUGACCAGCUCCAAUCAUGUGCUGACAUUGCGAUCGGUUUGGAAAGCCAUCUGGCUAACAGAACAGUGCAGCCUCCGGCAAAGAAAGCUCGAGCAGAAGAGAGAGAUGCUGAAAGUGACUGUUUAAAGAAAACAGAUAUUGGCAACCUCAAACAGGACAUUCAGCGACUCCAGUUACGUGCAGGCAUUCUAUCCAGUGGUGAGGCUGACACAGUGACCCACUUUGGAAACUCUCUGCCAGACACAACAGCACAUCCAGCGACAAAUGAAGCUCGAGCAUAUGAAACGGACAACGAAAAAGAAAGACUCCAAUCACCCGCAAUUUUUCUGUCCAAUGGUAAGAAGGCUGAUGAAGUGACCGAUUCACAAAGCCAUCAACCUGAUCGAACAGAACAGCCAGCAGCAAAAGAAGCACAAGCAUGUCAAACGGAUAACGAGAAUGAUCGUGUUCAAUCACCUGCAAUCAUUCUAUCCAGUUAUGAGGCUGACGAGGUGACCGGUUCAGAAAGCCGUCUGCCUGACCAAACAGCAAACAAAGCUAGAGAAGACAAAAUGGACGAUGGGAAUGAUGAUCGACUCUCAUCACCUACUGACAUUCCAUCCAGUGAUGAGGCUGACGAGGUGCCUGGUUUUGAAAGCUGUCUGUCUGACAAAACGAAACGGCCUUCAGCAAAGACGGCUCAAGCAGAUGAGACAGACACAGCGAAUAACUGCUUGAAAACGGAUAUUAACAACCUCAAACAAGAACUUCAGGAGUUCCAAUCGAGAGAGUGUGGCCACUUGGACAUCUUGCAGACAAUGACAGCUGGGUUUGUAGAGCUUAAGACAGCUCUGUGUGAGCAGAGAACUAGCUUGACACCUGAGGGACCAAAAGAGAGAGAUCACUCAGCACCUGAACCGUCCUUCAAGAGAGAACCGAUUCAGCACACAGAUGUGGCCUUGCUUGAUGUCAGCCCUGAAAAGCUUAACCUGUUAUACAAAAGGAGUUUCGGCCAAGUGGGAAGAUAUGGAUGCCUGGUUUUCCGGUCCAUCAUCUCGAAUGAGCAUUACAAAGUCUGGAAAAAGACCACCAACUGGGAUGGAUCAAGGGGCAAGAAGGCCCUGCCUAAGAAUGUGAAAGACUUUGUAAUGUCGGCUGUGCAGAGGAGGUUUCCUAAGCUGAAGUAUAAAGACAGGAAGGUCUGCAUCGAUAGGAUCAAUGAAUACCUCCGCAGACCACGGAGACACGGAAUGAUGAGAGAGGAAGUGAUUCCUCCCAGCGAGGGGUCUGACCAGGAAAGCCCUCUGGAUGACAGAACGACGCAGCCUCCAGCAAAGGCCGCUGAAGCAGACGAGUUGGGUGCUGAAAAUGUCCGCUUGAAAGCAGAUAUUGACAGCCUCAGACGAGAGCUUCGUCAGCUCCAAUCGAGAGACUGUGGCAACUUGGACAUCUUAACGGCAAUGAGAGCUGGAUUUGUAGAGCUUCAGACGGCUUUGCGUGAGCCGAGAAGUCAGUCAAAGACUGAGAGACCAAAGCUAAGAACUAGAAGUCAAUAUGCUCUGAACUCCACAUGCAUCUCGACUCCAGACCAAGAUUGAGAAAAUGUCUGUGUGGGCAUGCUGAUGUGACCUUGCGUGAUGUCAGCCCCAAAGACCUUGAGGACUUGCACGUACAGAGCCUCGGCCAAGCUUGCAGAUUCGGAUGCCUGGUUUUCCAGUCCAUGUCAGACGAGCAUUACAGAGUCUGGAAAAAGAACACAAAAUGGAAUCGGGAGAAAGCUCCCUUCACUUCAAGUACAGUUCACUGCGACAUGAAUCCAGUUGGACCUGUGAGUUGGACAUCCCUAGGGACGUCCAUCAAACAAGCUGAUUAGGCCACAUGUCCAAGUAACUCGCCUAAACUAAGGGUUUAAACCGUAAAGGUUUGAGGAAUUCUGCAAGCUACCGGAAUUAUUUAUUUAUUUGUUUCUAAACUUUAUUAGCAAUUCAACGAACUGCAUGCAAGACUAAUUUUCGUUAUUUUUCAUGUUCAUAUUCAAAUUGUGUGGUAAUAGGCCUAUACCUUUGUUUUUAUUUGAACUUUGCUAGCGGCGUGUUUUCACAUUCCGUUAAUUUUCAUAUUCGAAUUGUAUAAUAUACUUUGAGGUUUCACGCUGCAUAAUGCAUUAAAAGCUGAAUAUUGACAUGGUGUUUAUGCAAUAAAACUUUAGGAUACUUAA